GAAAGAGCAGCAUCAGCGCCAGCGCCACGGGAUGGUAUUUUUGGAAUGGGGAAUCCCCCGCCUGCCGCAUAAUUAGACUUCUUGCAGUGACAAGCACAGCAGACUUGGUUACAGACGACGUAUCAAAUAUUGAAAAUGCUAUCUGAAAGAGAAAAGAACGGGGUACGGAAACUCUUAGGCAAGAUUCCAGAGGAAGACAUUGUUCAGCUUGCAAAUACUGUAACAAACAGACUUGUGGUUGUUCAAAACAGGAGAGAAGCUACAAAGGCAAUCGCUAUGUAUAGUGACAGUGCAGAACAACUUCUACGACGCAAACUGGUGAAACGAGAUGUUAUCUUCAGUUAUCUUGCUGACCUCCAUGUUCCUGUAUCACCUGGUGCAGACAAACACAAGCUUAUUCAGAAAGUUCUCAUGUGUUGGCAGACUUCUGAUGAUUUGAGUGGCAUAAAGGAUGAAUAUGAAACGGAUGAAAGCCCUAUUUCAUCUCAAGAGCUGUCUGACUCAUCCCAAGAUACGUUUCGUCUCUCACAAGAGAGUACAUCCAGAGACUCGUCAUCACACAGUACUCCAGCAGAUACAUCAUGGUGUCAAGAUUUAGCUGUACAAUUCUCUUCUUGGUUUUUCACACAACUCAACCAGCUUCAUCCCCAGCAAACUAAAGAAAGCAACAACGAAUGGGGACCAAGUCACUUCCUGGAUGACGCAAACCUGAAACUUUAUGUCCUACGGGGAACCGACCGUCGCCUGGAUGCAUAUGACGGCUCUGCUUUGGUUUCCCAGAGAUUAGGGUGCUUGGUGAAGGAUGAAGGAUUGGUUUUCAAUCCAAACCUGACUGCAGAGGGUACUCGAGGGUGCAGUGAGCCACAUGGACUCGUUAUGAUUGCAGUGUGUGGCACCAUCCACAAGGCAGGAAUGUGUAUAGGACUCUUUGAGCAAAACAUUGGACUUGUCAGAGAUCCCGCAGCUGAUAAUAACUGGAAGAUUAAAUUCAUCAACAUGCAAAUCAAAGAUGGUUCCUCCAGGAAUGUACCAACAUUAGGCAAUUUCUCUGAAUUAAAUGCUAUUUCAAUGUAAACACAGAUAAAUGGUCAUGGAGAUCAUUGGAUACUGCUGCGUGAUUAUUAAUCAAUUGAAAUUUCACCCCUCCCCCCUCAAAAGUGGUCAACAAAUAGGAAGUUGUGUAUCAUUCAUGGGGAUAUGUGAUUGACCAUGUACAUGAUCAGUGAAAAUCACCUUCUGUAUUAAAGCCACCCUGAACGAGGAUUGAAGUACAGUUGUAUUUUUGGACCCUACAAACGUGAAUUUUGUCUUCCAUUAAGUUAAAGUGACACUUCCCCCCAAAAAAAAAAAAAAAUUAGAAAUGCUUUUACAAUGUUGCUAAAAACAGAUGUGUUCAUGCAAAUUUUAAGAUGUCAUGAUUUAGAACAAAAACUUGAAAUGCUGUGAAACAGGUAUUUUGAAACAUGACACUGACAUUGCACUAACUGUUUGGUAGAAGGCUUCAAGUGGAAUGAGUGUGCUGAAGUUUCCUUUGUUUUUGUGGACAAAGUGCAUAGAAUAAAGGAGUCAGAAUUUGGCCAUUGUUAUUAUUGUCGAUGAUUUUGCUGGGACACUCUUUAGCAGAAUCUGAAUGAACAAAAGCAUGUAUCCUGAUUCCUAUUUGUCUUCCAGAUCUCAAAACCAUUUUUUUUCAACUCGGCUCAUGGAAAUGAAUUGUUUCAUAAAAAAUCAUAAAAAUCAUAUUUUUAGUAUGCAUUGUCUCAUUUAAUUCUCAAACCUUAGAUUUUGUGCAGAGGGCCUGUUAUACUUUGUAUUUGCUCUUAUAUUAAUUAAUGUAUUACUUACAAGAGAUCAGAGUUGGCCUAGGACUAUAUGUACUCUGCCGUCCGACAUAAAGAAGCAACUACAUGUACCUAGAAUGAGUUUCUUAGUAAAUGAAGAAAAUGUGUUGUUUUUUUAUGUGAAAAUAUACAUGUACAUAUACUUACUUGCCAUUAAAAUGUCUAUGUUUCACAAAUAGGGGGCUAUGUGACUCCAGCUCCUGUAGCACUAUGUAGAACAUACAGUAGAUAUCCCAAAGCAAGUAAAGUCAACUUAAAACAGAAAUGAGAGUAGCUUCCUCUUGUCAGCGGAUGGCGAUUCUUAUUUUAUUUGUUGACUCUAAAAAUAUUUGUUUGUGAUGAUUAUGGAUGUAACAAUGACAAAAAUAAACUUGUUUAUUUGUCUUGGAGAAAUCUGUCCACAGGGUUUUGUAUCACAUUCAGCCCUGUAAAUAAUCCAUGCAGAUCCCUGUAUGUAUGUAAAGAGAUAUUUCAAGACUUCACUCAUAAAACUCAUUAUUACUCUCAUUUUGGGGACACAUAUUCAUUAAGUAAUGCCAAUGUACUUGCAAAAUUCAUUUUAAAUUGGUUAAAUAUGGGCCAAGGCCGGAUCCACAUCUCAGAAAGAGUUGCAAUCAAAUCCACUA
This is a messenger RNA of Lytechinus variegatus (green sea urchin), 2467 nucleotides long. RefSeq lists its product as uncharacterized. Lineage: Eukaryota; Metazoa; Echinodermata; Echinoidea; Temnopleuroida; Toxopneustidae. The transcript is spliced from 3 exons. Bases 136 to 1074 code for a protein of 312 amino acids. The record is from RefSeq and is a predicted model, not a curated record.